Messenger RNA from Talaromyces stipitatus ATCC 10500, 2161 nucleotides. Its product is annotated as GTP binding protein, putative. The record is from RefSeq and is a predicted model, not a curated record. The coding region runs from base 22 to 1683 and encodes 553 amino acids. The transcript has 3 exons. Gene Ontology annotation, cellular component: nucleolus. NCBI's taxonomy places the organism in Eukaryota, Fungi, Ascomycota, Eurotiomycetes, Eurotiales, Trichocomaceae. Gene Ontology annotation, molecular function: GTP binding.
GGAGAAGUUUUAUAAUUCAAGAUGGUGAAGCUAGGUAAAAAGUCCAAGCGGACGCCCGUUCGACUGCGACACAAGAUCGAAAAGGCCGGCGCUGCAAAGCAGAGGAAAUUAAGAAAACAAGCUAAGAAGGACCCGACAUGGCGAUCAAAGAUCAAGAAAGAUCCUGGCAUUCCCAAUUUAUUCCCAUACAAAGACAAGAUCCUUGCAGAGAUUGAAGAAAAGAAGCGACAAAAACAAGAAGAACAAUUACGUAUCCGUGAAGAGGCUCGGGAGCGUCGCAAAGCCGAAAAGAAAGCUGCCGGAAUUGAAACUGCCGAUGAUGAGGACGAAGAUGAUGAAAUCAUUGAUGAUAUUGACCUUGAAGAUGAGGAUGUUGAUAUUGAUGGAAUGGAUGAAGAUGGAGAGGAUCAGAACCCCAUGGCUGCGCUACUUGCGUCUGCGCGAGCCAGGGCUGCUGAAUACGAGGAAGAAAAUGAAGAUGAUGAGAUGAGCUACGACGACGAUGACGAGGACGAAGACGAAGACCGUAUGGAGCAAGACGGCGAAGAUGGAGGAGUCUCAUUGUCUGGACAAGUUGAUAUUCCCACCAUUUCGUCACAGGUGUCAUCAAAGGAAAGUUCGCGCCGGGCAUUUGACAAGGUCUUCAAACAGGUCGCGGCUGCAGCAGAUGUCAUUCUUUACGUACUCGAUGCGCGAGACCCCGAAGGCACACGAUCCAAGGACGUAGAGCGUGAAAUCAUGGCCGCAGAGGGAGGCUCAAAACGAUUGAUUCUCAUCCUCAACAAGAUCGACCUCGUACCCCCAGCCGUGCUCAAGGGAUGGUUAAUUCAUCUCCGACGAUAUUUCCCCACUCUUCCUCUCAAGGCCUCUAACGGCGCACCCAAUGCGCACAGCUUUGAUCACAAACAAUUGACGGUGAAAGGUACAUCCGAGACAUUAUUCAAAGCACUCAAGUCAUAUUCGCAAACUUCUCAAUUGAAACGAGCCAUAUCCGUCGGUGUCAUUGGAUAUCCCAACGUCGGCAAAUCGUCUGUUAUCAAUGCGCUCACAGCCCGUCUCAAUCGAGGACGUAGCAAUGCCUGCCCAACGGGAGCCGAAGCGGGCGUGACAACGAGUCUUCGAGAAGUCAAAUUGGAUAGCAAGUUGAAACUUAUCGAUUCACCCGGUAUCGUCUUCCCGAAUACAUCGAGCAACAAAUCCAAGAAAAAGAAAGAGAACGAUGAAGCUCGUUUGGUGCUAUUGAAUGCUGUUCCUCCUAAACAAAUCACCGAUCCCGUUCCCGCCGUCAACCUCCUCCUCAAACGUCUAUCGGCUAGCGAAACAUUGUUCCAGAAAAUGCUCAGUCUCUACGGUAUCAAUUCAUUAUUCCCGAUGAACGGCGGAGACAAGACGACGGACUUCUUGAUCCAGGUGGCUCGUAACCGUGGCCGGCUCGGUAAAGGAGGUGUCCCCAAUGUACAAAGUGCAGCUAUGGCUGUCAUUACCGACUGGCGCGAUGGGCGAAUUCAGGGUUGGCUUGAACCGCCUGUUUUGGCUGUUGCGGGCGUCAAUACUGCUGCCUCUUCUGACGCUGCAGCUGCAGGAGAUAAUGGUCCUUCUGCGGAUGUCAAGGAGAUUGUCACAGAAUGGGCCAAGGAGUUCAAUAUUGAAGGGCUCUGGGGCAAUGGUGAAAGUGACGAGUAAAAGAUUCCCCUUGAUUUGAUUGAACGAUUGGAAUCAUGGCGUAAAGGUGUUCUUAUCAUUUCUGUUAAAUGGAUAUACUCAUGAUAGAUAAUUCCAAAAGCUUUCCCCUUUGUACCAUAACCCCGAUGCUAUUAAUAAUACAUCCGUCCUGUAGGCAAGACUAACCAAUUUCCUGAACUCGGACUGAACUGGGGACGGCAGCUCAUCAACCAAAUCCCAUAGUCGAGCGUAGCUGUGCUGCCGGCCCACUAUCCUCGUCAUCACUACCACUAUCAUCAUAGUCUGCUUGCAUCUUCCCAUCCAAAUCCUCAACACGAUCAAGAUCCUCUGCUUCUUGCGUUUCAUCGUCUUCCUCUUCCUCCUCUUCAACUUCCUCGUCCUCGGCCUCCUCUUCUUCGACGUCAUCUUCUUCAAUCUCAUCUUCGUCAACGUCUGUGUCAUCAUUUGGCGAGUUCUCGACUUUUUCGUUUCCGGCACU